This is a messenger RNA of Drosophila navojoa, 1233 nucleotides long. RefSeq lists its product as uncharacterized. The record is from RefSeq and is a predicted model, not a curated record. NCBI's taxonomy places the organism in Eukaryota, Metazoa, Arthropoda, Insecta, Diptera, Drosophilidae.
AGUUCGCACAUUAAAUUAUUUAAAAUAUAUAAAGAAAUAUGUAAAAAUUAUAGGAUGCAUGUACAUAUGCGUAUUUAAGUUUUAAGCAAACAUCUGCCUGCCUAGUUCGUUGAAGCGAGCUUUUACUGUAUUAUUUUAAAUAAAAAACUUAGAACUAAGUUAUAAAUAGAAACUAUUCAAAUGAACAAUAAAAAUUAAAUUGACCAUAAAAUUGUUAUCAAUGCUGUCAGAGAGUUGGAUGUAUAAAUAUAAUGCAUAUAUAUAAGUAUAUGUCUCUGUGGAUUGCUGCAGUAAGCCAUGUGGUUGCUGCUGUUAAGUAUUUCGCCUUUGCUUGCUCUGCGCUGCCCCAACUCAAAUCCUGCUCCUUUGCAGUUCCAUCUGGUGCGGCAAUGCCAACGCGCUGCUACGACGGACGCACUUGCUCUUGAGAGCACAGGAACUCUGGAGGAAUGCAUGGCACUUGCACGUGAGCUGCGUGGCUUGGCCUUGAACUUUGCACCAGGUGGACCUGGGCGACGCAAAAAUUACUUUGAGACACAGCCUAGGGAUUUGGCAAGCCUCAGGCGACAAAAGGAUGCGCGGAAUCAUUUGAGUGUUUUCGAGCAGCCCGCAGAGUAUUUCAACUGUCAUGUUCUGGCGUGUCCGCAAAAUACGAGCUUUGCGGGCAUGACCAACGAUAGUCGUUUCGACUACUACAGUUUAUACGGCAGGCCCACAGCGCUGCACAACAUUAGCUGCGUUGAACAAGUGGGUCUGUUUGUCUUCUAUACCCAACCAGCGAGCUAUUUGAAUGCCUCCACCAGUUGCAGCAAUGCCAGUGAGUUUAGUGGAAGCCUAGCCCAUGUGGCCUCCGAGGCGCGCACUUAUGCGCUAUCGCAGUGGCUGGAAAAUUAUAAUAGACAGCGCGUGGGUGAAAAACCAGAGCCGGGCAUCUUUCUGGCUUAUGUGGGCUUGCAAUUUAAUAUCAGCAAAUCCCUGCAGCCUCUCGACUAUCGCAAUGCGCAGCAAGAGAGCCUGCUGUGCUUUCUAUAUCGCGCCUGGCAUGUGGGUCAUCCGCGUAUAGGCGGCAAUCAAGCCAAUGCUAGCUGCGUGGCUCUGACACCGAAUGGCACUUGGCAAACGUUGAGCUGUGAACGUGAACUGCCCUUCAUCUGCGAGAUUUUUACGCCGCCAAAAGACAAUACAACCAGGCAGUUGGACACAGGAGCAAAUGCAGCGGAUGGGUGUUACUAA